Closterium sp. Naga37s-1 is the source of this 1923-nucleotide messenger RNA. Lineage: Eukaryota; Viridiplantae; Streptophyta; Zygnematophyceae; Desmidiales; Closteriaceae. The record is from the annotation of a GenBank genome assembly.
AUGAGCGUGGUGCCGCGGGAGAGCGUGCAGGUGGCGGCGCACAGCAUCGGCAUCGCGAGUCUCGGCGAUGACGUGGCUGCCGCGCUGGCGCCUGACGUGGAGUACCGCAUGCGCGAGAUCAUCCAGGCACGGGCCGAAUGCGGAAGGAUGGGCCGUGGGUGGGCGGGGCAUGGGUGGGGGAGGAGGGAGUACGACGGCGCGGGUGCGGGGCGAGCCGGCGCACCACUCUCACCACCGCUGACAUCGCGGCCCGCCCUCAGCCUCAGGAACGUCGAGCCGUUGUUCGGGCUGGCAGCGGCGGACAGCGUGCGGUUCCGGCGGGCAGUGGGGCACAGCGACGUCGUCUUCCUGCACGACCCCACGCUGCCGCUCUCCCAGGUGGUGGAGGCGCGCGUGCCGUGCGCGCCGGCGGACGUGAGUGUGGCGCCGCACUGGCUGGCCGUGGACGGCACGCAGCCCGCCACGCCUGAGAACGCCCCGCCCGCAGUGCGGGUUGCGGUGGGGGACGACUAUGAUGACGCAGCACGUGGUGGUGUGGGAGGGGUGGGGGCCGUCCGUCCGUUUGACUCGCCAGCAUCUCACCCUGCAGCUGCAGUGUGGGGAGCACUCCGCUGCAUGCUGGUCAUUGCCACCCACACUCACAUUCUCCCUCCCCCCUCCCGCCCUUUGCCCCCAGGCAUACCAGCAGCAGCAGCGGUGAAGGCGGAGGCGGGGCGGGCAGCAGAGGGUGGCACACAGCGAGCAGCAGGAGGGGCAGGUGGGGGGGCAGGCGGGGGGGAAGGUGGUGGAGGUGAAGCUGCCCGUGAAGCACGUGCUCUCCAAGGAGCUGCAGGUAAGCACGUGCUCUCCAAGGAGCUGCACGGUGCUCCCCCUCGCCCACCAUGCCUCCUCCUGGCCUCUCACAUGCACCCCCUCUCCUCCCUUGCACGUCAACUCCUUCCACCGCCCUGUUUCCCGCUGCCUCCCUCUACUUUCUCCUCUGCGACCCCGUUCUCUCUUUUCCCCUCCUUGUGUCGCUCAGCCCUGCAACCUCUCUACUUCGAGCGGGUCACGGAGCUCGUGCUGCUCACUGCUCGCCCCCCUGCCCCCGCCGCCUCCUCUGUGCCCACCCCAGGCGGGCAGCAGCACAGUGUGCUGUGUCACGCGCUGCGCAGUGUGGCGGUGGAUGCGGGGCUGCAUGCUCUGCUGCCCUACUUUGUGCACUUCAUUGCUGACGAGGCCAGUCCCCCCUGUGCUGCUCUGCAUGCCCUCUUCUCCUCGCCUUCAUUGCAUCCGCUCCAUUGCACAACCAGCACACGUGCUGGACUGCUAUCUCAACUGCCAGGCCAAAUUUCUCCUGAAACCAAACCCUCACUGCUCUGCUCUGUACUCCCGCGCACUACGUCCCGCUGUCUUCAUCACUCCGUGUUGUCAUCUCGUCUCCUCAUCUUUUCCCUCAUCCCGCCUGCUGCCGCACCUCUCUCAGGUGAUGCGCUCACUGGACGACUGCUUGCUGCUGGGCAGCCUCAUGCGCCUCGCCAGGGCGCUGCUGCUCAACCCGCACCUCCACAUGGAGCCAUACCUGCACCAGCUGAUGCCUGCCAUGGUGACAUGUGUGGUGGCGAAGCGCCUGGGCGAGCGGCAGCACCACACCCCACUGGCACCUCCGGGCCUUCACUGCCGCCCUGCUCGCGCUCAUCUGCCACAGGUCAGAGCCCCACGAGUGUGCGGUGUCUAGAACGUGCUGAAGCACGCACGUUCGGCCGAGCCUACGCGUCGUUGCAGCCUCGGUUGACGCGCACCUUGCUGCACACGCUGCUGGACCCAAAGCGCUCGCUGCCUCAACACUUCGGCGCCAUCCGCGCUCUCACUGCGCUGGGGCCCACCGUGCCCUCCUUCCACACUCCCCUCUCCCCCCAUCACGCCUUGUCAUCUUGCUCUUGA